Molecule: messenger RNA, 2502 nt
Organism: Neospora caninum
Lineage: Eukaryota; Apicomplexa; Conoidasida; Eucoccidiorida; Sarcocystidae
Exons: 4
Coding region: 1-2502 (833 amino acids)
Molecular function (GO): cyclin-dependent protein serine/threonine kinase regulator activity
Source: RefSeq, a predicted model, not a curated record
AUGGAGCUCAGUGAGGAUCCGGGUCGCGCCUCCUCUUCCUCGGCUGAACUGUCUCCGAUGUCUCUGGGCCGCCCCGGAGUCCCGCAGGCGUCGCUCGCGUGCCUGCUCACCACAGUGCCUCGCUACGCGGCGGCUUCUCUCAAGGAAAGCUCGUCUCUUUGGGGAAAGAAUCCCGGCGAAAAGCCGUCCGCCCUGCCGAGGAGCGCCUCGGGCUCUGGCAGCGUCGACCGCGGGGUCUCGUCGGGCGUGAAGCUUCGGACGGAAACGACGGCAUGCCUCUUGAGCGGCGGCUGCUCCGGGUCGGCGGCUUUCUCCGAGUGGGGAGAAACGAGGUGUAUGUACACCGCCAAGGCGCGCUCCGCGUCGACCGAAGGCAGCGCUCGACGCGGAGACACCCGGUCCACAUUUUGUGGUUUGCUGGACGAGAGGGCCUCCUCGCGAGAGGGCGAAGACGCUCGAAAGUACACAACGCACUCAACGCAGCACAGUGUGCCUCCUCACUCCGCACACCACCGGGCGGUUGGAGAAGAGAAGGCCAACUGCCUCGCGACCGUCUCCCGAUCCUUCUCGGGUGUUGCUCACAGACGGAGCGCCGGGGUGGGUCCGCUGGAGGCUGCGCACGACGCCUCGGUACCCGCCGAAACUCGCCUUUUGCCGGCAGAACGAAGCAAUGGAGCGUGUGUGGCAUUCCAAGCAGAAACGUGCAGGUUUCCACUCAGAGACGGCGAGCGGGGCGCCCUCCCUCGCGGCUCACAGCCCGAUGUCGGCUCUGCUUCGGCCCCGAGUGCAUGCGUUUCCGGAAAAGAAACUUUGGCAUCGUCAUCAGGGAGCGAGGGAAAGGCGGGCACUGCGCGACAGCCCCUGUCCGUCGCCCCCCAUGGCGAGAAAAGCGGAGAAUCCCGCCGAGGGCUCGCCUCGAAUCUCGAGAGCGCGGGCGGCGCACGCGCAGAACAGAUUGUGAACCGAGAGAUGGUUCCCCGACCGAGGGGCGAAGCGGAGGCGAACGCGGGGGCUGUCUCCACGUGCGGAGACUGGAAAGAGCCAGAGGCGACAAGCACUGGAGCGCCCGAGACGCAGGCUGCGGAGAUCGAAGCGAAAAAGGUCGACGCGGGCCCCGGGGAUCCAGAACAAGAAUGGGACAGCGAGGAAGAGCAGGAGAGAGAACGGCGCUUGGCUGCUAACUACAAGCCUCUCUUCGUUCCAGUCGACGAAGAGCUCGGAAAGAAAAUCAACUGCCCGUUCGUGCGAGGAGAUCUGCGCAUGUAUCCGAAGAAAGUCACCCAGUUCGGCGAAGUCCACUACUCCCCGCGAUACGAAGACGACCGAUACGUGUAUCGUCACGUCCUUCUCUCCAGCGGCGUCCGAAAGGCAGCCGAAGAGAUGGCGCAGCUCCACUCCAAAACCGGAUUUCUGAGCGAGGAGCAGUUCAUUUACCAGCUGGGCAUCGAUCUCUCUCCGGGAUGGCAGCACUUUAUGCGAUUCAAAGGCCGAAUGAGAGAACUGAUUCUUCGCAGGCCUCCAACAGCCGAGGAUGAGAAGCGAGACGGUGCGCCUGGAGCGGACGACGAGAUCUCCGUUGACUCCGAUGACUCAGACUUCGACGCCAGUCGUGAGGAAGGCAAGGCUUUCAGUUCGAGUGCGCGGACCGCCCACCUGGCAGCGCCAAGUUCCGACUGUCCAGGCGCAGAACGCGUGGACCGUCAAGAACCGCAAUCCGGACUUCCGGCCUGUGAAGAAACGACUGCGGAGCCGAGCCGAGAUCCAGCUCUUCCAGGUUCGCUCUGCUGCGCGGGGCGGCAGCGGCCGGCAGGUGGUCCUUUCGAAGAAACAGGAAGAACAGACAAGGCGGUUCGGCGCAGAGCGGAGACAGGCGUCUGGGACGCCGCGGAUCCGUGCGCGGAUGCGCUGGAGGCAGCGUCUCGUGCGCCCCAGCGGGAAGUCGAGAAUCCUGACUUGGGCGGAGAACAGAACGGCGCCACAGCGGGCGCCGUUCAGCUGAGCGCGAAACCUGCGCAGAGUCGGUCCCAGGGCCGGAGAGAACAGACUCGCCUUGGGUCGGCAGCUGCGGAAAGGACGGUCGCAGAUCGGAAGAAAGGCGAGGCAUCAGGCGCUGCGUCCGGGUUCCCCAUGCGCCAGAGAAGAGGCGAAGUCGGCCAAGUCUCCCGAGAGCGCUCUUGUGUCCGUCGGGCGCCGGCGCGGAGGCGCGAAGCGAGUCAAGAUGUUUCACUCGCGUGCGCCUCACAAAUUGACGCAGUCUCGAAGCGGCUCUCGCGGAUCCCUGCUCAGAGCCGCGUGAGUACGCGCGGCGGACGGCGAAGUAGCGCCGGUUCUCAGAAACGCGUCGACGCGACCCACGAAGGCGAGACGGGGCCAGGCAGCUCCUGGAGGGCCCGAAGGCGGGCAUGUUGUGAAAAGAAAACGCGUCGCAGUUCCGAGCCAGCGAAGCAACCAAAGAGACGGCGCCGGUGUCGCGUUGCAGGCGCGGGGCCCAGUUCCCCCUGA